This is a messenger RNA of Didymella exigua CBS 183.55, 1710 nucleotides long. RefSeq lists its product as uncharacterized. Gene Ontology annotation, molecular function: mRNA binding. Bases 1 to 1710 code for a protein of 569 amino acids. Gene Ontology annotation, biological process: cytoplasmic stress granule assembly; P-body assembly. The record is from RefSeq and is a predicted model, not a curated record. Gene Ontology annotation, cellular component: P-body. The transcript has 3 exons. NCBI's taxonomy places the organism in Eukaryota, Fungi, Ascomycota, Dothideomycetes, Pleosporales, Didymellaceae.
AUGUCCGAGUUCAUCGGCUAUGUCGGUACACUCGUUGAGAUUAACUCAGAAGCCUCCACAGUCUCGUUAGACAAUGUGCGCUCUUUCGGUACCGAGGGCCGCAAGGGCGGCAAGGACGAAUACCCGCCCUCAGAUGUCAUCUACGAGCAGAUCGUGUUCAGAGGAAGCGAUGUGAAGGAUCUGCGCAUCGAAGAGCAGAUCAAAGAGAAGGCCCCUCCUGCCAUGCCCCAGGACCCCGCCAUUAUCGGAGUACAGCAAGGCCAGUCGCGUCAGGACGCGCCACAAGACCAGCGCCAGCAACAAGGGCCGCCGAAUUUCCCACAGCAAGGGCAGUUCCCCCCUGGCGGCUACCUUCCCUUCGGCCCUGGUGGCCCAGGUCCAUAUGGGAGAGGCUUCCCUCCCCAGGGUGGUUUCCCUGGCGGUCCGGGGCCGUUCCCUGGAGGCCCUGGCGGCUUUGGUAUGCCACCUUACGGACCGCCUCCGCCAGGCUGGUUCCCUCCUGGCCAAGGCUUUAACGGCCCUCAUGGCCCUUUCCCCCCAAACAUGCCCAUUGGUCCUCCUGGGUUCCAGAAUCAGAACCAGCCUCCAACAGGCCCUCAUGACGGUGCGCCAGGUGGUGCGCCCUCGAAGGAGGAGCAAUCCCCUGCCCAGCCUAGCGUCGCCGAGGCUGACGGUUCAGCCAAACCCGCAGAGCCCAAGGCGGACGCAAAGCAGGCUGGAAAAGCCCCUGCACCCGCAGCUGCCACUAAGCAAGCUCCCCCACCACCCGUCGAGUCCAAGCCUGACGUCGCAGCCGCUCUGGCACCGCCGCACACCCAGCCCUCUCAGCAGGGUGGUGCGCAGAAGACGCCAGGUGGACCCAAGGGUGGGCGUAUCAUCCCGGCCGUGCCUAUCGCCAGUCCGAAUGUGAAGAAGUCAGCCUCCCGAGCACAACAGCAGGCCCAUACCCCCGUGAAGCAGGCUCAGCAGGCUACUAACCAGCAGAACAACGCCACUCAGUUGGCUACCGCUGCCGUGGCCGAGGCAAUGGCCAAACUCCACUUGCAGAACCGUGGUCAGGCUCAGGCACCGGCAUCUGACCCUAUGAACAACCUCGCACAGAAGGUGGAAGGUAUGCGUGAGCGUGAGCAGCAUGCUCGUCAACCACGAAACCCUGGACAGGGCGCUGGAUUCGGUGGCCGAGGUGGCCGAGGCGGUCGUGGUGGACGCGGCGGUUCUCAUCACCAGCAGCAGCCUCAGCAGCAGCCAAAGAUGGACGUGCCCACUACAGACUAUGACUUCGAUGCCGCGAACGCCAAGUACAACAAGCAGGACAUGGUGAAGGAAGCUAUCGCCUCAGGAUCACCGCUUGGCGAAACCGCGCCGUCGACUAUCGAUGCAACUGCAAACGGAGAGACUGGUACUGCUGAAGCUUCAGAGGAGGUCGUCAUCCCUACUACUUCUUACAACAAGAGUUCCAGCUUCUUUGACAAUAUCUCUUCCGAGUUAAAGGAUCGAGAGGAGGCUGCCGGCCGCCGGGGUCAGGAGUUCCGCGCAGCUGAGCGAAACAAGAAUAUGGAGACCUUCGGCCAAGGUAGUGUUGAUGGCUUCCGUGGCGGCUACCGUGGUCGCGGCAGGGGCCGUGGUCGCGGACGUGGAGGCUUCGGCUUCCGUGGCGGUCGUGGCGGGCCUCGUGGCGGUGCUCAGAGUGAUCAGCCUGCUGCCCAGUAG